CGCAAUCACUUAGUUGCCAGGCCAAUAUUUAGCAAUAAAGCUAAUGAAUAUUGUCCUUUUCUUUAAGAACUUUCCUUUUGAUCGCUCUUUAAAACUAACGUAACGUUUUGUGUAGCUUCAACGUAAGAUAGAACGAAUAAAAAUCGCAUAAAUAUUUAAUUCGUUAGAAAUAUGUAUUUACAAAUAGAACUAAUGGCUAUUGUUCGUUUUCUUUCAGAGCGUAAUUCUCGUUUUUGAAAUCCAGCAAUAAAAUAUCGAGACAGCAGUGCGGGAAGAAUGGAGAAAAAACAUCAGCUCGUCAUCGAACGAGCUCCCUUGAGUACUUUUCGAAAAAAUAUCUCUCGUGUAGGUGCGAGUGUCUCUCACGAGAUUCUGCGCGUCAUUUCCCGUGGAAUGGAAGGAAACUCCUAAGAGGAGGCUCGUACCCAGCCGGACUUGUCCGUGAGGCUAAACUAAUUUGCUGCGUGAGGGUAGUCGCUGGGUUGGAGCUUGAAGUGGGGUGACACAGGGUCGAGGCAGAUGGAAAGUUCAGAGGGGUUGAAGGGAGAGUCAUCUGAUUCCGCGUAGUGGGAGAACCGAAUUCCGAGUGACCAGUAAAAAUGCCACCCCACGCGGCCUUCCCAUUCCCCUCGCCCUUCGCCGCUUUCCUUCACUUUCUCUUUCCGCUUCGCUUUCUUCCCUUUUCUUCCCUUUCGUCUCCCUUCUCUUUCGGACCCUUUACCCUCACCAAGCCCACCUUCGGGGUGCAGGAAGGACUGUGAACUGGGGUAAAAGACUGCUCGUGCUGAGUCGCGAGGAGGACGGUGAUAGCUUAGAGACGCGCGGAUAUGUUCGCGUCUGUGGGUGAGCGCGAUCAUGUGGGUAGGCACCUUUUUUAACGCACUUGUGUGCAGGUGCGCGAGUCUGAGAGAGGAGGAAGUGCCUUAACGAAGAAAAGUUCUCAGUGACGGAUACCUUCCUCCAAAUACCCACCGUUUUCUUACGUAUUCGUGAAAUUUAUCUUUUCAUCUUCCACGAUGGAGAAUGACAAUGAAAUUUCUGAAUAACGUGAACGUUAUAUCGCACAAAGAUGCGUGCAAUGUGGAUCGUUGAUCUAAUCUUAACGUUAAUUUCGCAUCAAGAUGCCGAUAAAACAGAAACGUUCGUCAUAGAAAAAUUCUAUGAAAGAACAUUGAUCUUACAAGCGAAAGCUUAAAUCUUGUAGCAAGAAGAAAUAAGAUGAAGAAGGCGUAAGGAGCCAACAAGAGCUUAAGAAGACGUCGUCCCUGACUUUGAAAGAGGGUAGCAGGGAGUAAGGGGUGAGUUCACUGGGGGGACUAGAAGCUAGGGUAUGGAGGCGGUAGCGGGGAUGGGGGUUGAAUCAGCGCGGGGGUGUAUGGGGGAAUUAGUAGAUGGCCGUGGACAAUGUGGGGGAUACUUUCUCAUAUCAAGUAUGGCCGCCAUCGUGGCACGAUGGCCAAAACAAUAGUAAGUAGAGAGACCAGCAGGCAAUCGUCGUCUCUCGUAAUUCCUCGCUAACGUCGUUUUUUUCACCCCAUCUAUUUUGAAAAUUCUUAAUCUCGGAUUACACCUUUGAGACAACACUUUAAACGUUCCCUAUUGUUUUUCUCGUGUUUCAGUGCGCAGUGAAUAAAGUGAUGUUAUCGUCGUUAUCGUCGCCGUUAUCAGUCGCAAGCUCGUGCCUCGUUUAUUAAAAAGGAUUCAUCGUCGUAUCACUAUAAUUAAGAAAUGGAUAAUGGCAAGAAACCAAUCAAUCGUGAACAUUUUGAAUUCUUUUACGUGGGCAAAUUGCUUCUGAUUACGGGCGACGAGUAAUCGAUAAGCUGGUACGAGAUUGGGCCUGUCACGACCAAGCAAAAUGUCCUCGACGAUGGCGCAUGAGACGACGACGAUAUCGGAAUUGACGGAAUUGGACAGCGACGGAUCGAGUUGCGGAGAACGCGACGCGAGGAAACGUCUUCGUUUCGACGCGGAUUCAACAGGGCCGAAGAAGAGACGAAAACAAACGACGCCCGUGAGAUUCUCCUCGACGUUAAUGCCCGGUGUGCACGAAGAAUCGAACGAGGACGAGGAAGAGGACGAGGACAGCGAAGGUAAGCUGUCGUCGCAAUCACCCAUACCGAGUCAAUCAUCGAUAAGAGACGAGAACCUGAAUAACGAAUUCCGUUGCAAAUAUUGUAGUCAGUUUUUCGAUAGCAAGGAAACGUUGAACGUUCACCUCGACAAUGAGCACGGUUCCGCGAAUCAGAUUUCGGAACAAAGUCAAAGUAGAUCUCCGAAUUCCGUGAUCAAACAAGAACCGUCUCAGCAACAGGACCAAUCCGAGAAUCCCGUUAAUUUGCUUAGCGUAAAAAACUUCGCGAUAAACUGGCUAGCCACCGGGCAACACGUGCAAUCGCAAGCACAAAUGCAGACGCAGAACGAAGAAUCCUGGCCCGGGCCAGCGAGUCAAAUUCCGCCGUUACCCAACCACUUGCAAAUCCUUUCUGGCUUUCCUGGCGCCUUGGCGCAGUAUUUACCUAUGCCCGCGUUCCCAUUGACGGACUCCGGUUCUAUCGCCAGGCCCUCGUUGGGACCAACACCGGUCAGGAUCUUUAAUCCGGACGCGUACUGUGAUCUGUGCAAUAAAGAGUUCUGCAACAAGUAUUUCCUCAAGACACACAAAGCGAACAAGCACGGUAUCUAUGUCGAUUCACCGGGACCCAGCACCGUCGACAAUAGCAUUCCAGGACCAUUGUUCCCUACCAACUAUCCUAGUAACAUGAUUAAGCUAGAACUGCCCGCGACACCACCUACACCGACCGUCGCGUGUGAUCUCUGUCAGAAACGUUUCAAAAACGAGGAAUCGAUGCGUAAACACAAGCAAAAGAUGCACGUUGAAUUAUUGGAUCAGUCGCAAGAGUCUCAGAUCAAUUUGUCGCAAAACGAAGAGGACAGGGAUACGUCGAGAGAUAGUCUCGGCGGUAUGGAAACGUUGUUUAAGCAAGAAUACGGGAUAGAACAAGAGGAUGCAACGUUCGUACCAGCACCCAGACAUCUAUCGCCUCAAUCGAUUCAACAGGCACGAGAGUCUGGUUUCAGCGCCGAUCGACUUCGUCGUUUAGGGGUUAUAAAUCCAGAAGCGUUUUGCGAGAUAUGUUGUAAAGAGUACUGUAAUAAGUACUUCCUACGGACUCAUAAAAUGAAGAGGCACGGUAUCAUCGUUCAGGACAACGAAAGAUCGCCUAGCAAUCCAGGGACAGCGGCCAGUUGGCAUCAAGUGCAGACCAGUCCGUUAAAUCUGAUCGUGACGGAGAAUCCUGGUAGCACGGAAUCGAACGAUCGAGUCGUCGACGAUUACGAGUGCAAGUUAUGUGGUAUACGUUUCCAGACGAUUGACCUGUAUCAAGCUCACUGUCGGAAGAUGCACGAGAGCGAGGAACAACAAUCGCCUAGGCAAGAGUGCGAGCUAGAUAUAUCCGAUCAACGGAACGAUUCGAUCUCGGAGGAUCUUCAAAAAUUGCAGACGAUGCUGUUGCAACUGAACGGACUCAAGCCUACCAAGGGAUUAUCGUGCAACGUGUGCGGAAAAGAAUGCGAGACCAGAGCAACGUUGCAUAUUCAUAUGAUAACGGAACACGGCGCCAUCCAAGAAGAUUCAACAUCCUCGCCGCAAGAAAAGUCACCCUUAACUACAACCUCAGCGUUCUGCGCCCUAUGUGGAAAAGAUUACGCGAGUCAGGACGCUCUCAGGAAACAUAUCGCCGACGAACAUCAACCAGCGGUUUCGAAUACCAUUCCUCAAACUCCUACAACCACAGCGACAACGACCAAUUCGAAUUCGACCAGCCAAACUCCAACCGAAAGAAAGGUAACAUCGAUGACGCCAACGUCGAGCUAUUGCGAGAUAUGCAACAAGGAAUUAUGCAAUAAGUACUUCAUGAAGACGCAUAUGCAAAGAAUGCACGGUAUUGAGAUUGAAAAUGGAGCCCAGAUCGGUGGCGUGAUAUGCAACAUUUGCAACAAGGAGCUGUGCAGCAAAUACUUUUUACGCGUUCACAAGCACAACACUCAUGGCAUAGUCGACGAAAAUACUCCCAGUUCGGUAAAGCAAGAGACCCACGAGGCAUCAAACGCGGACGAUGCUGCUUUGAAGCCGGAGCAACUCGGUGAUCUGAGUCACAGAUAUUUCACCCACUUUACAGAGGUUUGUCCAAUCUGUAGCAGAAGGUUCCGUAGUAUAAAGUGGUUAAAGGCUCAUCUGAUGAGUGAUCAUGGGAAAACAGGCAUCGAUAAAUGGCGCGAGAUGGAGCAACAAUACCAAACAACGCCGAAAUCGGGCAAUAGAACGGCGAAUGUAAUAUCGAAGAACCCUCAACAGACCUCGAAUUUGAAGAUACCGAAUGGAUUUGAAAUCUCACAGCAAAUCAAGUCUGCCGACUACACUGGUUUGGGUAAUCAAGUUCUGUCAAAUUUACUGGGGUCAUCCUCCGAAGAUCAACAGUUGAAAAGCUAUCGCUGUUCCUAUUGCAAUUUCACGACCACCGUGUUACCGUUUCUCUUCCUUCACGAGAGAUCUCACGUGAAUUCCCGUGACAACGAAGGAGAGAAAUCGCUUCAAUGUCCGAUUUGCUCCCAAGGUUUCCAUCAGCCGGAAAUGUUGCAUCAGCAUCUCCUCACGUCGCACCAAUUUCCCACGUUGCUGCCUCAUUUUCAACCCCCUGUGCUUAAUAAUUUAGGUCUAGACGCGGAGAAAUUGAACGAGGCCAAAGAGAAACUCGAUCUGGAAGCGAAGGAGGAGCAUACGAGGAACAGUCCACAAGUUACCACCAAUCAAAAUAUUCCCGAACCGAUGAGAAACAAACAACAGGACGAAACAGCGGUCCAAGUUACUCCUCAUGGUGUAUAUAAGUGCGCACAGUGCGGUUACGCGACAACCAAUUUAAACAGAAUUAAGAAGCACGUGAGAAAAGAUCACAAAACGAUCAGCGAUCCUACCGAUAGCGUGCUCGCCGAGCUUAGCAGAACUUUGAAAGACGUUGCCAACAAACAUAAGGUACCAGCUUGCUACGCAACGCCACAGGAUAUGAAUUCCAAUCCUGACAAAACGAUCAUGCAACCAUUUUUAAUCGAGGAACAGGACACGAUGCAAGCUGGAGAGGAAUCCAGCUCGGAGAAACGGUUCGCGCCGGCUUUGGUCUAUCUGCCGGUUAAAUCGCGAAUCAACAACGCGCUCACUGCAUCCUUCACCCUCAGUCCUGCUUGAAACUCUUCCUUCUUCGCAUCUACUCCUAUGGAUUUUACAACUUGUUUCUACGUCUGCGAUUUGAGCACGUGUUAUCAGUUCCUACGUAAAGUGUAAGAAAAUAGUUAGCGAAAGUUUAUAUAUUUUUCAUAUACGUGGCUCGUCGAGGGUUCAACUCAUUCAUCGUUUAGCGUACGCGUACUAUCUUGGUGAAAACGAUUCACUACAUAUAUUUCCUGGGUAUUUGCCGACGAAUUUUCAUCCUACGCUUUUCUCGUGCAGUGAACGAGGAUCUAAAAAAUGCGUCCGCGUAUUGGCCUAUUUUUUUCGCUUGUUCGAUGACUCUUGUCACGACGUAUAUCGCACACAUAUGUACAGAGUAUUUAUCAAAAUUCCCGGAUUCUGUUUCUUUCAAAGAACAGAAUGAGAAAAGGGAACCCGCGUUUGAAAGCCACGUUGUUAUACUGUUCCAAUUCGGGAACGUUUUAUUGUACAUAAUAUAAUUGUAUAACUGACACGAACGUGUGAUCGAAAAAAGUUCCUAUUUUAAAUGUGACCGACCUCCGAAGAGAGUAUACUAGAUCGUGUCUAAUCUUUCGAACGACAGCCUCCUUUGUUCGUUUUAAUUAUUCUCGUAAUGCCGCAAUUUUGCUUUUUGCUCAAGUCCAGCAAUUACGAGCGAUACAAGAUAGAGAAGGAAACGAAAGAAUUACACGACGCCAUCUCGAUGUUCGGGCGUCGUUAAUACAUAACUGUAUCGAUAUACCGGUGGUUUUUCAUUUUUCGCGAUCGUGCUAGUCAAUAUUUUAUAUAUAAAUAUAUAUAUAUAUAUAUACAUAUAUGUAUAAGCAAAGUUGAAAGGUAGGGAAGAAGAUUUAUAGAAGUAUUUAUAUGUAGACGCGUUAAAAUAUGAUGAAUAACGUGAGGAAAAAGAGGUAAGGACAAAAAAGGAGGACGAAAGAAGCGUAAUUACGGUAACUGUGAGGCAAGCAUGAUUAAAUCUACGGUUACGAUAUUUAAGUAUCAACGAGCAGUGAAAGCCAAUCAACUCAGGGUCGACACAGUAUAACCCGCAACAAAAAGUACAAUCGUAUACACAGCCAACGCAUUACAUAGAAUUAAAAUAAAUAUAUCGAUAUAACGUUUCGCAAACCGCGGAUAUCAAAUAUACGCCAAUCGAUCUCUUCCCGUUCUCGGAAGGGACAAAACGACCACUCGAGAGAUAUUCGACUGUACGAUACCCGUUUCUUUAAAUUUUAAACGAUUAAAACUGUAUGCGCCUCUCUGAUUAUCUAUCUAAACUAUUUAAACAGUAAGAUCUUACAUAGUCUAGUCGUUUACAAGAAAUAGCAAACGUUGCCCCAACGAUGUCGGAAACGUAAAGUUCCUUUCCGAAAUGAUGUUUCAACCUCGUGCCUUGCAGCUGAAGAAACUGAGAAUCAAAAUUUCGUUAUCGCCAUAUAUAAGAGUCGAAUAGAAGUUGGACACGAUUCGAGUGUCCACGAUGUGAUGUCGUUUAUUUCUGUCGUCCGUAUAUACAGAGAACAAUUCGUACCACGAUAAUCCUCUCGAUCUCGUAAUGGCAGUUUCCUCUUUCUCUUUACCGUGCGUGUAAUCGUACCACUCUUAUCCGCGACGACUGACCUCACCGGUUAUAGCGCUCUUCGAUAUGGUCGCGUGUUAUUUAAAUUUCAAUAUAGAAAGAUAUAUACAAAAUUUAAAAAUAUCUAAAAUUUUUAAAAAGUACAUAGCAUAAAAACAUAAAAAAAAAAGACGCACAGAUGCAAGAAGAUUACAUGAUUGAUCGGACAGUAUUUUUAACCGUGUUUCCAAUUCUUUCACGGUUAACGGUCAGCAAACGUUCGAUCGAAACGUUGUAAAAGACAGCUGGUUUUACAGUGUGACCAGUGGAUAGCCAGACGUGCAGCCGUUCCGAACUCACCUCACCUCCCAAAAUGCAUUCUUUCCACCGGUGGGGUCCCUUCGAUCAACAAACAGGCGCGUUACGUUUCCGCCUCCGACGCACGCCUACGCAUUGUUAACCCUGGAUUAUGGAAUAAUAACGCGGCUCGUUUCGGCGACUUCCUUAUAUCCAUUGAACGACAUACGCACGUUAAUUCGGAGGGAAAUUUCAAACAGCGCCCGAUAGUUUAAUCCGACUUACAUUAUUUCAUUUUGGUUUCAUCGGCGAACGAAAACCAGGAUGAAAGCAGCGUUCGUUCGCCGUGUUCCUUUAAAGCGAAACAGUGUAAAUCCGACUGUAUCGACCGCGAGACGAACCGGACAGCCAUUGAAUAUACGUAUAUCGACGCGAACAAAAGACGGUAUCCAGUGGCGAUUCGAUAAACGCGAACGGUCAUCAGGCCAGAACGCGUUCCGCGCGAUCUAGAUUUAUGGCACAUCGGAAGCAAAAACGGUAGUCUCGACCGACCUUUGUCUCAGCACCCAUAAAAAUUUCCCUGGGACAGCUGAAAUUCGAGAACCGCGUCAUUUAAUAGGACACGUCUGGGUUUUCCGGCGAAAAUACGCCUGAAUUAGUAUGCGCGCACGCGUGCAUUAACAUAUUUUAGGGGAAGCCAGAGGAGGAAUCGGCCAUUACGAAUCUAUUGAGAGAAGAAGAGAGAAAGAACGAACGAAAUGUAUAGAUGAGGGGUACGGAAAUUAGAAGAGCCGGCGAUCAGAGAAAAAGAGGAAAAAAGACGGAGAGAAUUUUUAGUAGCAUUGUCGAGAUGGCGAGUUGGGUCCGGGCAAACGGUCUCACAUCUGGUCCCCUUGUGUGAAGGUCAUGUAGGAGAAAGGUCGUGACCUUGGCCGGGAUUUUUCCGAAAAAGUCCGACGGAAACGAGCCAAACGAAGGGGGAGGAGGGUGGAUAGCACGUAUCCUGUCCUUCCUCUCUCCCUUUCACCAUUUUUCUCACCCCACGGACGAACGGUGACAUGCAAAACGCGCGCGUCCAUGUAAAUCGGUACCCUCUUAAUUGCAUCCCAUGGAACUAUGCGUAUUGUGCACUUAAUGGCCCGUGCGCGGCAACGAGGGUCGUAGAUUUUAAUUAUUGUAACGACUCGCAGUCGAUAAUAAAUCGAGAGCAACGCCGGGGGCGUCAUGGUUUUUCACGUGCUGCUUGCAAUUUAUAUCGCCACGUACGAAUGAUUACGCGAUAAAAUAUCACGGUUCAUUGUGUAGAACAGCUUUCCUUUUUCGUUCCAUUUUUAAUAGAAAUUCACGGAAUUUCAUGGAAACUCACGGACCCUUGUCAACGUGUACGGAAAGAAAAUCAUGACGAUCCUAGCCAUCGGGAUCAUGAAAUUUCACUGCAAGCGGCGUGUCCUGAAACGAGUAUUGCCUUGACUAACAUAAUUGAGCGCAAAAUCAAAUUUUACCCGUUUAAAUCAAAAUGAUAGAAACACGAAAUAUAUUUAAUAUAUAUGUAUAUAUAAUAUAUAAUAUAUAUAUUGAUUAUAUAUACUGAAAAAUUAAGUAAGUACGUCAUAGGCUAAGCGCGUUUCGUACUUAAACGAAAAAGAUGAUAUAAAUAUAUAUAUAUAUAUAUACAUAAAUAUAUAAAUGAAUAUAUAUAUAUAUAUUUAUAUAUAUAUAUAUAUGAUCUGUAUUAUACUAUUAUAUGAUCAUACGUGUUUAAUAAGCGUAUCGUUUCAUAUAAAGUGUUCUGCGCGUCUAGAGAAAUUAUUUUUAGCCCGUCUAGUCAUUUUCGACAGAAUUUACAAUUCCAGAAACUGUUCUAGUCACACGACACAGUCAAAGAAUCAUAUACAUAUAAAUAUAUAAUAUGAAUACACACGAUAUAACUAACCUUGAAUGGUUUAUUGAUAUACAAGAUCGAUCGUAUAUUUUUAUAUAAGGUUGCGAAAUAAGGAAGUUCUUCCUUUGUUGUUUCUCAUUUUGUAUUAUUUUAUAUAUUUAUUUCAAUUUAUUUAUCAUAAUUUAUACACGUACGAUCGUAACGGUGUGCAUAAAUAAAGUAUUUUUCAUUUCUUUAAGUUCUGUUUUAUAUGAUUUUCGUUUCCUUUCGUUUCUUAUUUAUAUAGUUACUCGAAACCAACCGCUUUUACGUUCCCAUUAAAGUUUUACCGUUUUGCCGUUGCACGACAUCAACUUGUAUAAUUCAAUUUACUCAAACGUCAAUGCACGUCAGAUCGAUCAAUUUCGCUGCCCCGCGUUUUAAAAGGUGCCACUCCUACGAGUUUUUCAACGCGAUGCGAAAGGGUGCCCUGACAAAUUAAAUGUGACAAAUUGCUCGCGUGUCCCGCACUUUUGUCGUUUUAUCGAACAAAAAGUGUAAGUCAAACAUGACCGUAUCCGGUUUCCUUUCCAGUACAAUUUUUUUUUUUUUUUCAUCACACUCGCAACAACGUAGAAUUGGGGAGAAAAAUUGGAAAGAAAAAGAGGGGUGGAAACGCGAAAAGAGUCGGAGGGAAAGAGAAGAAAGAAAGAGUUUCCCUUUCUCGAUGAUUCUUCGUGAGCGUAGCGAGGGAUAAUAUUUUAUGGGCAAACGAAAGGAAAAGCGGGUUGGUCAAUUUUCAGCGAGAGGGAGAGCACGAUCCAAAGACGUGAAACGCUUGCGCUAUAUCGGACUUUUCUUUUUGGUUGAUGGCCGGAGUCAACGGUUUGAAAAGGGAAGGCGGAAGGCAACAGUUUCUAUCUCUCUCGAACCAACGACCACCAAUGAGUAAAUGACACACAGCUAGCCCCUACUCUCGUACGUAAACACACAAACGUACGUACACACCGAAAAUUGGACGUCUACCCACCCACACCCACCGGGGAUAUGUAUAAAAAUCAAUAACAUCUUGCGGUUUCCAAGAGCUCCGAAAACGGGGAAAUAUAUAUGGAGGGGAAUUACAUUCCCUCCUAUAGACAAAAGAACUGCCAAUUUUUCAUUAUCGUUCGCCUUGGGGUAUUAAUUAUCGAUAACAACCUUAACCAGCCUCGAUGAUGAGAAACCAUGCGAGGAAAUUGGUUUUUUUAAAACAAAGACGAAUGAAAGUCAAAAAAUAAAUCAAGUAGAGAAGAAAAUAACAAAACUGUAAAAAGAUGAAAUAAAUCUCUCUUUAUUUCGUUCUCUAAGAAUCCAACGACAAUAAAUCUUUUCAAGAUAGAACGUACCUAUAUAUAUAUGUGUGUGUAUGUAUAUUUCUUUUUUUAACACAUCGAUACCUUGUAUUUUUCAAGCAUUGCCAAGGGCAAACGUGAAACGACGUUUUUUAUUUUCUCAAGAGUUGCCAUAUUUUCCAUUUACAUAUUCACCUUGCAAAAUUGUGCGCGAGGUAACAGUACAAGCGAUGCAACAGCAUGCCACAGUGUGUUAAGAGAAUAAUACUGACAUUUCAAUUCAAGAAGGCGAAGUGCAUCGAUAUAGUAAACCUUCGAAUGCGGCCGAUGUUUCGUUUAUCGACUUGCUUUCUUUCACCCUACAUAGGAUAAAAUAAUCGGGAUCUUUGCUUCUGUUUCCCCGUCAAUUAUUUACGAAGACAGUAGCGAUGGUGGUGAUAGUAGCGGUGGUCGCGUCUCAAAGUUCGUGGUAAAUUUAAGAAAGGUAUCGAACCGUACAUAUCCCUCCCUCUUUCCUGGUCCACCCCGUUUCUCCUGCUCAUCAACUACCACAACCGCAACGCUGCUUAUACCCUGACAAGGAAGUGAAUUGCAAUUAUCAAAGCCUCUCCCUUCUCGAACCCACUCCCCUCCUCUCGAUACACUCGCCCCUUUCGUCUCUUCUUCCUUGGCUCCGCCGUUCACUUUCUUUCCCCUAUCGUCCAACAACUUGGAAAUUUCAUCCCCCCGUAAUAAUUUCGCCACCACGGACACUACCACACACAGUCGUGACCGCCGUCUUCGACGAUCAAAAGAAUCCACGUGGCGAGAUGAGGGUCGACGAAAUAUUUCGCUACGUAGCGAAUUUCGUGAAACCCUAUUGUUCGAUCUUACGAAUGAGAGUGUCACCGCCGAAGAGAAGGACGCUCACCGUAGACAAAUUUCGACACAAAUCAGAGUACGGCAGAAUCUCAACGACGUUCAUUGUCAUUUAGCCUUUUCUUCUUCGAAGAAUGUCCUAGGAUAUGUGUAACUUUUUUAUCGGAAGGAUUAAAAACAGAGCCAAGUAGUUCGUCUAUUGACACGAUUUUCAUCGAAAUCGCGAGUACGCGUUCGAACGUAUACACGUGACAUCGCAUCGGACGAAUAUAUAAAAUAUAGCCAAAGCAGUACGAUAAACGAAUCUCGUAUCAAGGUAGCUUCCCUUGAAAACCGUGCUACGGAGAAAUGAAAUAUCGGUGUCAGUUGCCUUACAAUACCGUCGCUAGAAUCGCGUAACAUUGAACAAAAAAUUCGAGUGCGCGUAAAAUAAAAAGGCUGAAAUUCAUGGAAUCCUUUCACCGAACUCACCCUCGUUUUUCUCCGCGCGACAAAUACACGAUCGCUUUUCCUUUCUCUCUUUUUUUCCUUUUUUCUACGAAUCAUAUAUGUACACACACAUACACGUACGUACAUACACGUAUAUACCCUUUUUUCCGGUUCAACGAUUUCGGUGGGGAAUAUCCAGAAAAAUCCGCGAUUCGAGAAAAACUUGGCCGAACGGGGUGAAAAUAUCGGCAUUGUUCGACGGUCGGUUUUCGGAGUUUUAAAAAGGGGCCGCGGAAAAGGCGCACAACCCUUUAUUUGUUUAGCAGCGUUGUGGCGCGUGAAGCGUGCCGGCUGCGCGCCAUGGCAUACGCUUACCGUUUCGACGAAUUUCACCCCAAAUUUUCAGCUGGCACGCACCCCAGCCGAUUUACACAAUAUUUUGGAAAUCUUUUAUAAGAUUUCGUCCCUCCGCCGCUCUCAUGGCUUAACACGAGCCCGUUUCCGAACUCCAUUGUAACCGACCCGCCACUCCCCUGUUUUCUUUCCGACGACCUGUCGACGAACGACCACGACGACAGAUGGGAACGUGCCACUGUUCCGAGGAAUACCGCGCGCACGACCAAGGGUUCGAGCGACAAGAAUGAUGGGAAAAAAAAGAAAAGUUUGUAGAACGCAUCGAAAUCGUGAAAUUAGGGUCGAUAUCGGAAAAAACGCGAGGAAUUAACAUAGCCAUUGUGAAUAGGCUCCACCGAGCGGAAGGGUGAACCGACUCACGUGCACCCCUUUUAAGCGACACGUGCCUUUCGCUUUUCCGCACCUCUUUUUUUUCUAUGCUUUAAUGAAAUCCGGCGUAAACGAGAAACACAAAGGUGCGAGCGAAGUCGUAAAUUAAAUUUUGGUUCAAGAAACGCGAAAGGGUACAAAAUACAAGUCCGAAAGACGCGUGGUGGUAAAAUAUAACGUGCGAGCUCGUACUUGAUAUUUUUGUUUGAAAGUUUGUUACGCGGAGUGGCACCUGGCUGAAACCGAUAGGUGGUUAAUUCUAACACUAGAACUAUCGUAGUAGUGAAAACGACCAAUCAGAAUUUUUCAUACAAAUUUUAUACACUUACAACGGUACAUUAUUCGGAAUUUAAGGAAUACGAACGAAAGCUUACUUGUUCGUUUUUUAUUUUGAUUUUCUUGGUACAAGGUUUAUAAUUUAGUCACCGAUAUUUCUAGCGUUGAUCGUGAAACGCAUUAAGUUUACACAAUUACUCCUCACCACCUUAUUCCAGCCAAAACAACUUCGAAACGACUGUAUUUUAUAUAUUAUGUACAUACAUAUACGAGGAUCUAGUAAACUUAAGUUUCCUCUUAUGUAAACUUGGAAAAAUACCUGACAAUAAUACUUCUUCGGUUGAAAAUAUUACGCAAGCGCUACAAAAAUUUCCGAACGCACAGAAAUAUGUGCAUGACACAACAUAUUCUACUACUACUCUUAACUCACGUAACAACUAAUUAUUCGUGUUUUUUGACUGAAACAAGCGACAUGACUGUCGUACUCCAUGGGUGGAGGAGCAAAAAUAAUAGGUUAUCGACGCGCAAAAAUUCGGCGCUCGAGACAUACUUAGGUAACUUGUAAAUAUCACUGAUGAAAACGUUUCGCACGGAAAUGAUAUGAUGUGGUAACGUGAUACAAGACAACUUAUUAAGUUCCUAUUAACGUGUUAUAUAAACGUACGUUCCUAAGUUAAGCUUUACUUAAUCGAAGUUACACCACGCGUUAAUGUUAUAAUUGGAAGGAAUGACCCUGUCACAAGGCUCUAGAUCAACGGUGUGAUUAUAUAUACACACAUUUAGAAAUUCUGUUUUUACGUCUCUCUAAACAACAAAACAUGUAUGUAUGUAUGUACGUGUGUGAAUUGUGCGAAUUGUGUACACUAUAAAGUUAAGCAAUACCGUUAAGCGGCAAAAUUAUAUCUAGCUGAUAAGGAUAUCGUAAUACGUAACAUGGAUAGUGGGAUAAGUCACUGAGAGAAAAUCAAAAUUAGUUGUUAAAUGUAAAAUGGCGAUACGCGGAGCUACUAUCCAAUCGCGAUAAGUAUUUAAGAAAAUAUUCGAUCGAUAAGUACCACAAUUCAGGGUCCCCUAGUUGUUUCUCUCUUAGCGGAUAAUGGUGAAAUAGUGUAAUUAAAAUGAAUGUAUCUAUUCGGUGAACCACAAGUACAAGUAAAUACUGUUUCGAUGACGAAUUAUUAAAAUAUAUGCGUAUAUCUGGUGCGCAGAUUAUGUGUGUGUAUGCAUAAUGAACGGUCAUCGCAAGAAUUCGACGUCAUUUUGUCUAAUUAGAUACAGACAUACAGACAGUAUGUUAAUUACGAACAACUGUGACAAGGAACAUUAAAACGGAAGACUAUUACAUUCGUCUGAUAUGAUCAGUAAUUUUUAAGCCGGCUACUUAGUCAUUACCAACGAAACGAACAGAAAAAAAGAUAAAAGAUAGAGAUAAAUAAAGUUAAACAAGUUAAGAACAUAUUCGCAACAAAAUAUUUUUUUGGAAAAAUCCAAAAUAUACAAAAUUAUUAUUUUUGCAAAUAAAAGAGAAAACGAGAGAGAAAGAGAGAAAGAGAGAGAGAGAGAGAGAAAGAAAGGGAGAGAAAGAGUAGAUCUUCCUCAAUACGGCGAAGAUACAAGACUUUUUCACGAUAUAGAAGAAUAUCUUUUUUACGCAAUAGAAUGUUUUAUCGAGCAAAAAGGACUACCAAUUCUAUAAAAGACGAAAAAUGAAAAGAAAGAGAAAGACAAGAGAUCCAUAAUUUUAAGCGUAACGAGAGCUGUAACGUAACGUUAGAAUACAGCAAACCGAAUGUUCCUAAUGUAAUGCUUUCAUCUAAAUACAUAAUAUAUUUAUAAAUAUUUACACGAUAGAGGUUCUAAUAUUUAUACCUUGCUCUAUAUUAUGUUUCGACUUUCUUUUCGAGGAAUAAAAAGAAAAUUGAUAUUAAUAUACGAGAAAUUAAAUAAACAAAUUAUGGAGUAUUUAUAUCUGCGAAUAAUAUGUAUAUGCGAGAGGAUCAAAGUAAAUGCGAGUCGAAUGAUCGAAAGAGACAAUUUGCAACGUGUCCAGUAUACCUGACCUGUAUGGAAAAACGUGUAUUGUGCAACCACAUUUUCAUUCUUUCAAUCUAAUGCAAACAUACAGAAAUUGAUCAAAUUCCAUCCGGAGACACAUACAAGCUCUUUUAUAUAAGUUAGGUAUACAAUAUCUCAGAAAAACUAUUGUAUGUACAUUUCUUUCAAUGAAUGCUUUUACCAUCGAGCGAAAAAUAUCAUCUGAAACCUUUGAGAGAUUAUAAACGCGACACGUAAAUAGCUUCAUUACAUUAAUGUUCAUCAAUUAGAUUUGACAUUCACUUUAAAAUUGUUGUUAGCAAUUGUUCUGACACGACCGAGGGUACAAAAAUCGAAGGAGCGAAAAUCAAAAUAUUCGAGAAUCAAAAUUACAAUGUAAGUUCAUAGAAGUUCGUUGUUCGUCGAUAAAUAUUAUUUGUUAGUCAAGAAUAGUUGGAUACGUCCAAUAAUAUAGUCUAAUAAUCAUUAACUCUGUCGUUUCAUUCUCUGUUCCUCACUCUUGUCAUAUAAUCAAUAAAAUCCCUUUCAAUCCGCGCAUCAAUAAAUUCCUUUCAAUCUUUUUCAUUCGAAAAAAUGUCUUUAUUGGAAAAAAUUUACGCUUUUAUCUCGUGCAAUCGCAUGCGUUUUAUCAAAAAUUACUAAAUGAUUAUGGUCUCAUUAUAAAAUAUAUCAGCUUAGAUAUUAUACAUCCGAAUGUUUUGUGCGUCACACACAAAAAGAAAGUAAUGAUAUUCCAAUCAAAAACACACCGAUAAAGAUUUUGAUAAAGCACGAGUUAAAUAUAAUCAUUCAUAGAACUGAUAAAAUCAAAUAUCGCAAUCAUUUAUGCCACGACACUCGAGUUUAUAUCUUAACUGAACAUUAGAUCAAUGAAAAUCGUAACGAUUAUCUUAAUUUUUAUUACAUUACCAUAUGUGCUUUCAUGAUACUUACGACAGAAAUUUCUUAUUAUUGUAAUCUCUAUUAUCAAUGACAAUUAUUGUUCUUUGCAACAAACAAGGCUCUCAACGUACCGUCGACUGAAGGUUGUCAGUAAGUAUCUUUCUCAUGAUCAAAUAUUACAAAAAAUACUUUCUGAAGAUAUCGUUUUAAAGUCGAUGGCAAUUGAGAUUUUAAAUUGCACGUAAGUCGAUAUAAUCUUUAGUAAUAAAUAGUUUUAUCCUUUUAGAAAAUCUUGUCAGGAAAAUCAGUUUUUUUACAUAAUCUCCUUGAAAAGAACGAGAGAUAACAAUGGGGAUAGAUUAGAAUUACUUCUUUGGAAUACGAAUGAAUACGGGCAUUUAUAUUUCCUCGCGUUUCUGAGAAUCAAUGUUUCCCUUAAUUUAUCAUAGUAAUUUAAGCAAGAACAUUGUAUCGAGAAUAACAAUACAUUUUCAAUAACAAUCACGUUGAAAUCUAGGACAAUGACUACACUAUGUACAAACUGUUACACAUAACGCGGUAAAAUUAAAAAAAAAAUUGUUUUAAUAUCAAUAAAUAAUAGAUACAUCGGAAAUCUCUAUUUUCCACAUUGCUAAGAAAUACAUCGUGAUAAUGCUCCAACAAUAAGAUAAAUGCAAUAGAAGUAUCAUUUGUAUCGUUCCAAACAAAGGAACAAAAAACGAAAAUAAAGAUAUUAAAUACAGUAAGCUCGUGAAAAUUCGCUGCUAAUCAGACGGUGCAUAAUGCAUUUUAUAAUGCUGAUUAUAGCACACAAAUCGUGGAAGGGAUUCACUCGUUUUACAACCGGCAAUAAAGAUGCUAUAAAGCUUGUUUACAUUGGAGUAUUAUAAUGAGCGAAAAGUGCCAAAUGUCAGCGAGUAGAAGAUUUUAUUGUUUUUUUCACGGUAACGAUAUCGGAACAGUUAAUUCAUUAUCUGACGAACGCGGGCUAAUUCAGUUUCAUCGCAUUUUUAGAUGCCUUGACGUAAUCAAAAUCGAAAAUAUAAUCAUCAAAUCACAAAAUUAUAAUAUUUACUUAGCUGCGUGUAUUUCGAUUUAAAUUAUAAUUGUUUGAUCUUUGUAUAACGAAUAGACAAGCGCGACACGGCAGUUAGACUUACCUCUUCGAUCUUACUCCUUCAAUAGAAAGUAAAAUCAACUGUACUGUAAUUAUAUUUUGAAACGUAAAUAUGAACACACAUACUCGACCUAUACUUUGUGUUAACGUUUGUAAUGAAUAUCCUCGUCAAAUUAGUCUUCAACCGACUCGCGUAUCACAUCGGAUAUGACCUAGCGAAAGACGUUCGUAAGUCGCGUUGCUAGACGUUUCAACGUCAAAAAGUGUCAAUACGCGUAUUUACAGUGAUUUCUAGGAAAAAGGAGUCGAUUAUCAACCGCGCACCGCGUGAAAUUAAAAUCGCUGCGUCAUGUGCAUCUGCGAUUCUCUAAAUUGAAGGAGUAAUAAACUCUACACGAACCGAGAUAUACUUCUCACUAUCUGAUGAAAUCACUCUGAAACUGGAGGGAUAAGGUGAGGAAAAUAAUAAUAUUACCCAGACAGUUGUCUCGAAUCGGCGAUGUAGUAGUCGAAUCGAUGUUAAUUCAGAUGAAACGUCUUUGGAUGAUAACAAGUUCGCGAGAGAAAUUAACGGAGUCGUUGAAAAACCUUCAUCAUGAAUUUUUCGAUCUAAUCUAACUAUGUAAUUAACUAAGCAAUUUAAAUUUUGUUCUCUUUUAACGGCAUUGCAUUCGUUCGAAGCCGAUUUUAAUAAUCAGAUUUUCUACGAUAAAAAUUUUAAAUUAUGCAGAGAAGACUAAUUGCUUUAAAAUAAUUACGUUUGUUAGUGGUUUUUAAAGAAAUUUGCAUAAUGCUAUACUAUUAUCAUGCAUUUGCUGACAUCAGCUAUCAGAUCUUAAAACUGCACGACAACGCGUGUCGCGUGUUAGGUAUUUCCCCGUUCAUUCGCGAAUCGCAUUGGAUAUGACGUCAUUGAAAAGAACGAAGGUAAUCCCAUUCGGUUCGCGUAACCGCACGCACGGAAUACCAAUUAUUGAGAAAUUCCUUCGAAAAUGAUCAUGGUGCGAAGCCAACGGAUUUACAUCCGUGCAAUUACAUUUGCAUACCAUAGGAUACUGUAAAAUGGAGACGAAUGUAUCUUCUCAGCCGCCGUAAUAUUUAAUCGAUUGUAUGUGUUGCGAAUUCUCAACUAGGUGAUGAUCAGUCAGGUUGCAACUGAUCGAUUGAUAUCACGAACUGCGAACGCUUUUAACGUUCAAGGUGGAGAUAGAUUAAAGAUGCCGAGUAAUGUUACGUGUAAUUGAUUUAUUCGCACUGUAUAAUAUAACACGAAGAAUAUGACGCUCUGAUGAAUUCUGCUUUAAGACUGCUUGAAGAAGCUUCGCCUGGUCCUUAUAUACUAACUCUCCAUCCCCGAGUUUUCCUUCUUACCAUGUUCUUUUUUUUUUUUUCAUUAAUAUUUACAAUCAAUUCUCGCAUUGAGAAUUUUCAGUAAUUUUUUCUGGCGUGGCGCAGUAACAUGGCUAAUUAUUUAUAAUAAAUUAAUACUUAUUAUAGAUAAGUAUAAUUUAUAAGUAAGUGUUAUAAAUAAGUAAAUAUUACUUAAUAUAAAUAUCUAAUUAAAUCUAGUGUUUAGGUCUAACGGGUAGUGUCUCUUCAGCCUGCGGAUCUGGUCCGUCGUAUCAAGUAAUCCAGUAAUUAGGGUGUUUCGAUGUUUGUUGACUUUUUUGCUAUAUCUGUCGCUAUAUUUUGCUAUUUCCUCUUUGACUGUGGGAAUCUUGAGGUCGCGAUGUAUUAUUUCGUUGGUGACAUACCAGGAUGCAUUUAUAAGGGAUCUUAGCGUUUUCGAUUGGAAGCGUUAAAGUAUUUCAAUGUUCGAAUUACUUGCUGUUCCCUAUAGUUGGAUUCCUUCUUACCAUGUUGAUGUUUCAACUGAAUAAACAUCUUACCAUUGAUUUUAAGAGGUGGGAAUCUAUUCCUCAAUCUUGUAAUUGUGCAUCCUGGUGGGCGCAUAUCCUCUAAUAUUGCCCAUUCAAACUGUAUGUUUACUUUAAAGCGGACCCAUUGAGUACGUAGGGUGUUUAAUCUCUUAGGCUCUUAACAAGAUCCGCAUCAUUAAGUUUACAACUUGAGAGGUAGGAAAUUUUGGGUUUUUCAGGAAAUUAGGGCUUUCCAAGGGUAUUCGGACUAUUUAAGAAAGAAAGGCAGAUAUGCUGUUAGAGUCAUAAACGGAUUUACAUUCACAGUCUAUAUUGAUAGUUUACAUUGACCUAUCCUAACACAUUCACAAUUUAUAUUGACAGUUAUACUUACGAUUUAUGUGCAAUUUACUUAAAAUUUUACAAUUAUAUUGACAAUUUGUACUUACCACAUGUAUGGACAAUUUACGUUCACAAUUUAUAUUGAGAGUGUACAAUGACGACCAAAUCCCUAACGGUAUUUUUUUUCUACUAUUAUUUAAUCUGUACUUUACAAUUUCUCCAACUGGGCAUUCGGUAAAUCUUUUUAUCUUAAUUUCUAAGCAUUCUCAAUGCGAGAAUUAAUUGUAAAUUUUAAUAAAUAAAAAUAAAAAAAAAUAAUUUCUAAGUAACAUGUGAAUGGCUACCCCCAGCGGGAUACCAUCUUCGAGUUUGACUAUUUUAUUUCUUUAGUAAAGUCAGUGGGGGUUCUCUUUUUAGUCUUCUUCCAGGAGACUUUUGCUCGCUUCAGCAGCCAAAUGGUUUGGAUCUAUUGCCGUGCUCUCCUUGUAUUUUUCUGCCUACCUGCCGAUGUCUUCUUUGACCGUUGGUGUUCGAACAGUAUGAUAUUCAACGUUCGGACCUUUUCAUACAAAACGUACGAUAUUCGUGCCCGUUUAUCCUUCCAUUAAAAAAAAAAAAAAAAAAGAGAGAGAGAGACUUCCUAACAUUAUACGUCCUUUUUUCCAAUAUUGAAUCACUCACCUCGAGCAAUUUCGCAUAUUAAAUCACAUUAGACAAGAAAUAAUUAAAAAGAGAAUUACGAUAGAGAUCUUUACUGAUGAUCGAAGAACAGAUACAACAAAUGAAAGCACGCGAAUGCAAUAAUUAAGAUAAAUCGCUCUUUUAUCUCGAUCACGUACGAAUGCAAAUAAAAUUGUUAACAACCUCGAUCUUACAAGGACCAGUAGCUCGGAAGCGAUUAAAAAAUACGAUUACGCUUCUUAUGAUUAUUUUUGCCUUCUAACAUGAACACUACAUUUAAUUAAAUUCAAGGUUUUUCUCGAAUCUAUAUCAUUCGUUACGCGUACGAUCAUAUUAUAUAUAUGCGAAUAAACUGCAUUAGAAACGCGAGAGGAGACGCUAUUCCAGACUGAGAGUCAUGGAUGAAACAAGAAUUUCUCGCAAGUGAUAUAGCGAAUCAAUAAAUGAUCUACGAUCUACGAUCUAUUUACAAUAAGCUUCCCCACCACCGUCGGUCGAGAUGGCGCACGUGGGUAUGUCCGGACAACAGUACCUCGCAGCCAUGCAUUUGAGCGGCCGAAGUGCCAACAAAUGAAGUAAAGCUUCUUUUAUCAGUCAGCCACAACCGCUUGAGCGAAACAGUUGAGUUCUGGAGUCGGUGGUGCAUUUACCGUGCGAAGCCCAUUCCGUCAUUUUGUUUUUCCCCGGGAUCUCUACCUCUGUGCACCUUUCCUUGUACAAUUCUCAGAACGCUGGAUCGAACAUCGAUCACAGUGUGCCAUCGUGACACGACGAAGCCAACUUUUUAUUUCGGCUCACGUAGCACGGAUCGAGAAGAGUCCCGUACAAAAUCACACGCGAGUUCAACAACAAGAUCGAGCAGUGAACAAUCAGAAGUGGCAAGGUUAAUCAAGUAUCAAAGAACAAUAAACACUUUUCAAGGAAACGUGGACACGCUGGCGCAAAUUCCUCAAUACAUCGUUACUACAUCAAGACUGACCGAAAUAGGCAGAUCUGACGUGAAAGUAUCACAAGUCGAUCCUGCACUUUGCCAAUAUCGUGGAGGAUACUACAAAAUUGUCCGUCAACGCCGAACUCGGUACGU
Molecule: messenger RNA, 20661 nt
Organism: Bombus huntii
Lineage: Eukaryota; Metazoa; Arthropoda; Insecta; Hymenoptera; Apidae
Exons: 3
Coding region: 1859-5245 (1128 amino acids)
Source: RefSeq, a predicted model, not a curated record